Chenopodium quinoa (quinoa) is the source of this 1176-nucleotide messenger RNA. RefSeq lists its product as uncharacterized. The transcript has a single exon. Bases 1 to 1176 code for a protein of 391 amino acids. The record is from RefSeq and is a predicted model, not a curated record. Lineage: Eukaryota; Viridiplantae; Streptophyta; Magnoliopsida; Caryophyllales; Amaranthaceae. Gene Ontology annotation, molecular function: protein binding.
AUGAAUGCUCUGAAUCAACAUCAUAAGAAUCACACGAGACACAACAACGAUAACGAGAACAAUGUUGUUUCUCGAAUAGACAAACUAGGUGAUGAUAUAUUGCUCUUAAUCUUAUCAAAAAUAGACUCAUGGAAACUUUUGGUUCAAUGUCGAAGUGUUUCGAAGCGAUGGAACAACAUUAUCUAUCAACCCAUCUUCCUUGACCUUAUUUCUUUGAAGUUCUUCCCUUUCACCCUUUACGUUGUAAACCGUCAUAAAACCUUCCUGAUAUCCGAGCACCCGUUUUUCCAAUCCCAAAACCCCCCAUUCGACCUCGAUUUUCACCCUUUUUGUGACCAUAAAUACAAGCUCAAUGUAAUUGGUUCAUACUAUGAUCUCUUGAUUUAUUGUAGUCCUACUCAAUAUUUUCGUCUAAAUAAGCAACUAUAUUACUACUUUUGCAACCCAAUUACUAGAAAAUAUGUCCAAAUUGAAAUACCUAUUAACUACAAUAAUGAUGGAGGUAAUCUAAAAGCAAUUGGAUGUACUGGAAAAUUAGAGGGCAUUAGUAGUGUUAAGGGUGAAGGAGGUUUUAAAUUUGUACGCAUCAUAUCAAGAUCUUAUUUUUCCAAUGAUAUUUUGCAAGUGUUUUCUUUUGAGAGUGGUAAAUGGAGCACAUCUCGAAUAACCCUAAAGUUUGAUCUUCGCCUUACUUCUUUUCAUUCCUACAAUUCCGUAACUGUGAACAACAAGCUGCAUUGGCUAUUAUAUGACAGCAUUCUAGUGAUUGAUCCAUAUAGCAACGAUAUUUCAAGGUAUCGCCUGAUCGAGUUGCCAUUCCCACCUUCUUUAUGCACCCUAGGAGUAUGCCAGGAAAGACUUAGGGUGGCGGAAUUUGCAUAUAUUACUGGACCUUCCUUCGUCACAUUGAAUGUAUGGGAACUCGCUGAUUAUAACAAGAGCACUUGGACAAUUGUAUGCAUGAAAGUGAUCACUACGACGAUUGUUCACCCUAUUAUUUAUGGUCCAUUGAAGAAGCGUUUGGAAGUUACAUUUCAUCCCUAUGAUUGUGAUGUUGUAUACUUGGAGACUGAAACCAAAAUUGUUCGAUAUAAUCUCAAAAGUGAUACUUUCAAAAUGGUGUUGGAUGAAUGGGCGGUAAUAUACCCAUUGGUGAAUUCUUUGGUGGUAGCUUAA